Brassica rapa (field mustard) is the source of this 1616-nucleotide messenger RNA. Its product is annotated as transcription factor PAR2. The record is from RefSeq and is a predicted model, not a curated record. Lineage: Eukaryota; Viridiplantae; Streptophyta; Magnoliopsida; Brassicales; Brassicaceae. Gene Ontology annotation, biological process: regulation of DNA-templated transcription.
UAAAUAUAAUUUAAAUAAAAAGUUACUUUUAUCUUAAUUUUCUAUUUAAUUAAAUAAAAUUUAUAUUAAAUAUUGGUAAGAAAAUAAUAAAAUCUAUUCAUAAAAUUUUAUUUUUAAAUAUAAUUUAAAUUAAAAAAAUUAUUAUUGCAAAUGCAGGAAAACACCUAGUCGCCCGUAUAUUCUUGUAAGUUUGCAAGUAUAAAAUACUAAGUUAGAAGAAAUUUGUUUGACUGUCGGUAUUGAUUCAUGAUCAUAUAUAUGUAACAAUGGUCAAGCUGGUUCUAGUUCAACAGUAAAUUUCACUUUAAACUGUGGAUUAAUAGCAUGUAAUGCAUUUGUCAUUAUGCGUUCAUUAGUUAGUUUUUAAUGGCAUUUGUUUUUUUAGGUGGAAUAUUUAUCAAAUUCAUCAUUAAUGUUUCCAAGAAAGAAUACAAAAACCCACAAGUCAAAGUAUGAAUUAACUUUAACACAUGUGGAUAAGUACAUCAUUACUUAACUAAGCAUGUUACUUACUGUUAAUGACAUUGAUUUCCAAUUUAAACUUUAUAUAAAAGAAUAAAUAUCCAAUCUAUCUAUCUGUCAGGACCUCAGGAAGAUCCACUUGAGUUCAGUGACGUCUCCACUAAACCACUCAACAAAGCGCGUGACGAUCAUGAUCCAAAUCUCUCAUAACCAGCAAAACAAAAAACACUCAAUAAUUCGAAAACACAAACAAAAAUGGAAAAUCACAACUGGACCCAGCUAUGCAUACCGGCGUUACCCAAUUUCGGAACAUAAAAGCCAAACCAAAACGUAACCGAACCAAACAUAACAUCUCAAAAGUCAAAACGUUCUAAACAAAAUAAACCAAUGUACUAAGUUCAACUUACACCCAUCGGUUAGUAGUAUAUACUUAUACCCAUCAGUUACCUCAAAUUAUGACAAAUUCGGGUAAUAUUGAACCGGUAUCCGGUUUAGUCGGUCCAACUCCAUUCUAUCAAUUCCAUCACACAUAAAUAUAUAUACAUCUCUUUACCCCAUUUCUUCCAACACAACCUCUCUCACCCUCCGUCAAUGGAGAAAACCGUAGCUACUUCCCACACCAAACGCUCCUCUCCGUCACCUUCCACCACCGUGACCGCACGCUCCGGCGGUUUCACUCGCAGAAUAAGACAGAGAUUGUCAAAUGCAACGACGAGUGUAAGCGAGAGUGACGUAGAAGAUGAUGAUGAAGAAGGAGUCGAGGAGAAGAUUGAGACUCUUCAGACAAUAGUUCCCGGAGGAACGGCGCUCGAAGUCGACGAGCUGUUUGAAGAGACGGCGAGUUACAUUUUGGCUCUGCAGUGUCAGAUCAAAGCCAUUAAAGUUCUCACUGCGUUUCUUGAGCGUUGUGACCAGAAUGAUGAUAUGAAGUUUGGAGGUUGAAGAUUAACACAAACAAUAUGGAGUUCUCCCAAAUCAUUAAAAGAAAAAAAAAUUCUCAUUUAUUUAUUUAUUUUAUUUCACUUUAAUUUUUAUUUUUAUUUUUGAUUGUGACUCACUGGUUCCUAGCUCGAGUUCAUAAUUUUAUCUGAUGUUUUUUUAUAUAUUUCGAAUAUUGAGGAAAACCGAGAAAAUCUAUACAUUUUCUUUCAAAA